Larimichthys crocea (large yellow croaker) is the source of this 2580-nucleotide messenger RNA. RefSeq names its product centrosomal protein 72 (gene cep72). The record is from RefSeq and is a predicted model, not a curated record. Gene Ontology annotation, molecular function: protein binding. The coding region runs from base 57 to 1775 and encodes 572 amino acids. The transcript has 14 exons. Lineage: Eukaryota; Metazoa; Chordata; Actinopteri; Sciaenidae.
GCUCUGAAAACAGACUUUUUUUGACAGUACCUGAAUGCAACAAAAGUUCGAAAAGUAUGGCGGCGGAGUGUUUGACAGUAACGGAGCAGUGGAUACGGGACAGAUUACAACUGAAACAUCCGUGUCUCGGUGAUGUUCGCUCUCUGAGCCUCCCGGGCACGUAUGAGGAGAAGAUUACACAUCUGGGAAACGCGCUGAAUAACUUUGUCCGUCUGAAGUCUCUGGACCUCUCCUGCAAUGCGCUCGUCUCCGUCAGGGGGGUUCAGCAUUUGAAACUGCUGGAGAGGUUGAUCCUGUACUAUAACUGCAUACCUUCCCUCGAAGAGGUGAAAGUACUGUAUGAGCUUCCAGUUUUGAGAGAACUGGACCUCAGACUCAACCCUCUGACCAAAACUGACCCACACUACCGCCCUCAUCUGGUGCAUGCCAUGCCCAACCUACGCAGACUAGAUGGCUGUUCAGUCAGAGACACUGAGCGCAAAGCUGCCAUAAUGCAGUUCUCCUCGGACCUUCUACCUCAGCAGAAGAGCUCAUCUUUGAAUCAGGGCGCUGACCAAAGAAGCAGUGAUCAGAGACUGGCUUUAGUUGACCGCUUAACCAAGAGACUCUCUCUCCUGACUGACACUGAUGAUAUUGUCAUGAAUUUUGUUGCGACAAAUCAUGGAGACCGAAGUGAAACUCUGCCCUUCUUUGACUCACUUCACAAGGAGGCUGAAGAUUCAAAAGAGGAAGACUCAAAUGAUUUUACUGAACAGAGGAGUUCUACUCCAAAAGAGGAAAUUGCUAAGUCCAUCCUCAGGUAUCCUACAACAAAUUAUGAUAACACCAAGUCCAAAGUGCCACAAAUGAAUGAACCGUCUCAUAAAAGAAGCUCUACCUCAUUGAAAGUGACUGACAGACCGAAGGUGUCCUUUGGCCCUUAUGUAGAGAAACGCAGGCCUGUGCUUGGAAAACAAAAGCAAAAAGACCUCCCCAAACAAACCAGACAUGCAGCCAAAGGACAUUAUACCCCUAAUCCUGAUCAAAGUCAUCGUCACAGUUCUUCAUUUGUUAAUAUCCGGCCUCCCAGUCCACGUCGUCCUGGUUUAAAUCUGUCUGACCCUUCCAACCCCAUCUUACAUCCUCCGAGACUGACUUACUCUAGCUUCAGUAAGACAGAAGGGGGCUCCAGCCUGCCACAGCAAGAAGAGAAGAAGAAAAGGGGAAGUUAUAGGAAACCCCUGGAGAUGCUCCUGAACCUCGUGGACAAACACUGGAUGGGAGAGAGGUCGCUGCAUCAUAACAACAACUUCCUGUCUCAAGCAGUCCAGAUUCUAUCUAUGAUGGAAAACGAUAUUUCCAGUCGGGAGGCUGAGGUCAGGACCUUAAGGCGAGAGGCUGAUGCACUGAGCUUCCAAGCAGCUGUGCGAGAGGAAGAGCACAAAACUGAAGUCCGUAACCUCUCUGCUCAGCUGGAGGAAUCUCGCAGUGCAUGUGGCAAACUCAAUGAGCAGCUGAGGAUUGUCUUGGAGGAAAACGUGGCUCUACAGAAACAGCUCAUCAAGUUAGAACGACAGUAUCUCAAGUCUAUGAUGAAAAGUUCACCAAUUAGUCAGAUUAAAGAGGCUCAGACAGAAGUGGAGGCGCUGAGGAAAGAGAUCGAAGGGCUGAGGGAGAAAGUGCAGGAGGCUGAGAAAGUGAAGGAUCUGUCAAAUAUGCUGCAAGAAAGUCACCGGUCCCUGGUGGCUACCAAUGAAUGUUUGCUAGCCGAGCUGAAGGGAAGUGGGGAACUAUGAAGGAGAAUUUGAAUGAAAAGACGCACACUGGGAUGAAAAUAUCAAAGUCAGGCUAAGCAGAGCGGCAUAUUAGCCUUCCAGAAUUUUUUAAAAUUCAUUUUUACUUUGCAUCACUGCAGUGUACAUUUAUUUUUUGUAUAUAUUAAGUUCCCAGCCCUUGUGUGUUUAUAGUCUAGUGUUUAUUAUUUCAAAAGAAUAUGUAUAGGCUGUGUUUGCUUGAUGUAAACAGUAGCGGGGAAAGUCAAUUCAUUCAUGGAAGUUUGUGUACAAGUGUGUGACAGGGCUGCUAUGUUAAAUUAUUAUAAAGGGAAAAUGUUAGAGAGAAGGUCAUAAUGUAUUUCCUGGAUCAGUGGCAAGAUUGUGUCUCUCUUCCUAUUUUCCCUCUUUUCUUUUUUUUUAUAGGUCACUCGUUUCUCCAUCUGCUUUGUACACGGCAGUGGAAUGAAUGCAUCUAGAUUCCAGCUGCACUAUGCCUUUAUUUAUACCUCUGCCUUAGGGCUGGAAAGCUACACACGCACACACACACACACACACACACACUCCUCUUGCAAGACCUGGCAAACCAGGUUACGAUGUGGGUGCUACUACUGUACAAGAACUGAAUGUAGCUUUUGGUUGUCAGUGAAUAUUACAGGUCACUGUUUGGUGCUACUUGUGGAAAGUUUCAGUGUGCCUGUGGGGAAAAAAAUAACAUAAGAAUAUAAAACAAUGUGGUUUGACCGACACCCAUAACCUACUCAACAGAGGUUCAGAGGUGUGUUUUUCUUUUUUUUUUAUUUUCAAGAAUGCACUACAAAUCAUGAAA